Messenger RNA from Perognathus longimembris pacificus (Pacific pocket mouse), 1544 nucleotides. It is a transcript of the gene Tm7sf2, whose product is annotated as transmembrane 7 superfamily member 2. The coding region runs from base 99 to 1355 and encodes 418 amino acids. The transcript has 10 exons. Gene Ontology annotation, biological process: sterol biosynthetic process. The record is from RefSeq and is a predicted model, not a curated record. Gene Ontology annotation, molecular function: oxidoreductase activity, acting on the CH-CH group of donors, NAD or NADP as acceptor. Lineage: Eukaryota; Metazoa; Chordata; Mammalia; Rodentia; Heteromyidae. Gene Ontology annotation, cellular component: endoplasmic reticulum membrane; nuclear inner membrane.
AUUCCUCCGCGCUGACGCGGCCGCCGCCAGUGGAUGGCGCCGGCCACCUGCCCCUGAUCGCCUCCGGAGCCCCUGCGUCCCAGCGGAGCGGAGCGACCAUGGCUCCUCCCCAGGGCCCCCAAGCCCCGCAGGAAUUCGGGGGCCCCCUGGGCGCGGCGGCGCUGCUGCUGCUGCUGCCGGCCACCAUGUUCCACCUGCUCCUGGCGGCCCGCUCGGGCCCGGCGCGCCUCCUGGGCCUGCCCCCGAGCCUGCCGGCGCCGGCCGAGCUGUGGAGCCCGCGGGCGCUGCUGCUGCUGCUCGCCUGGCUCGGCCUGCAGGCCGCGCUCUACCUGCUGCCGGCGCGCCAGGUGGCCACGGGGCUGGAACUGAAGGACCGGAGGCGCCUGCUCUACCCCAUUAACGGCUUCCAGGCGCUGGUGCUGACAGCCCUGCUGGUUGCUGUGGGGGUGUUACUGGGGCUGCCCCUGGGGGCACUCACAGAAAUGCUCCUGCCCUUGGCGUCUGCGGCCACCCUCAUGGCCUUCAUCUUCAGCCUCCUCCUCUAUUUGAAGGCCCUGGUGGCCCCUGCCUCGGCCCUGGCACCUGGGGGAAACACAGGCAACCUGAUUUACGACUUUUUCCUGGGACGGGAGCUCAACCCUCGAAUCUGUUCCUUUGACUUCAAAUAUUUCUGCGAGCUGCGGCCUGGCCUCAUGGCCUGGGUCCUCAUCAACCUGGCCCUGCUGCUGAGGGAGGCGGAGCUGCGUGGGAGCCCUUCGCUAGCCAUGUGGCUAGUCAAUGGUUUCCAGUUGCUGUAUGUGGCUGAUGCCCUCUGGUAUGAGGAGGCCGUCCUCACCACCAUGGACAUCACACACGAUGGGUUUGGCUUCAUGCUGGCCUUUGGGGACCUAGUCUGGGUACCUUUCACCUACAGCCUGCAGGCCCAGUUCUUGCUGUACCACCCACAGGCCCUGGGGUUGCCCAUGGCCUUGGUCAUCUGCUUCAUCAAUGCUGUUGGUUACUUCAUCUUCCGGAGGGCCAAUUCUCAGAAAAACACUUUCCGCAAGAAUCCUUCUGAUCCUAGUGUGGCUGGCCUUGAGACCAUCCCUACAGCCACAGGAAGGAAACUGCUGGUGUCUGGGUGGUGGGGUAUGGUGCGCCACCCCAAUUAUCUUGGAGACCUCAUCAUGUCUCUGGCCUGGUCCUUGCCCUGUGGGGUGUCCCACUUGCUGCCCUACUUCUACAUCCUCUACUUCACCGCACUGCUGGUGCACCGGGAGGCCCGGGAUGAGCAGCAGUGCCUGCGGAAGUACGGUCGAGCUUGGCAGGAGUACUGCCAGCGAGUGCCUUACCGCAUUGUGCCCUACGUCUACUGAAGGAGUUCGGCUGUCCACCAGUGCACCUGCUCCCAGGAUGCAGGGCUUAAGGGCCUGCACCCAACCUGGUCUUGAGCCGUACCAGGCAGCUCAAGGGAGCCUAGCCUGAGAAGAGAUGGCUUUGGAGCAAGAAGAUGAAGGCAGUGCCCACAGAAACGCUUCCCAGUUUGAGAUAAAUGUCUGGAACCC